CGAAUGAAGGAUGGAGCCUGGGAUCCUCUUGGGAGUGGAAACAGAAUCCUGGGGGAUCUGAGAUGCAGGAGGGAGCGUGGGCUCCCCUCAUCUCCACUCAGUUGCCCCAGGUCACCCAUUCCAGGGCCAAGGGCGGGGACAGGGGGCCACCAAAGAGUGGGAUCCAGGGAACAAGAAAAGUGAAUCCAAGAGCCGACUAGCUUGAGGCAGGGUCCUCAAAGAGAACAGGCUAGCUGCCCCCAGCCUCGGUCUGACCAAUAUUCCCCAGGAAUCUCCUUCCAGGAGUAGCUUGCCCUUGGAGGAGAUAAUGAGAACACUGCAGCUUCCAGAGGCUGGCUGGGGGCCAGCCAUCCUCCUUUCUUCUCAUCUCAUCUCUGCUCCGCUCCCCGCCCGGCCACGAUGGAGCAUUAAUAUUUCAGCACCGCCUGGCUGCUGGCAUUGGCUCCACUGCAGUGCACUUUGUCAAUAAGAGACAGCCAGCCAGGGAGGGAGCUAACCGGCUGUCAGCAGCAGCAGCAGCAGCAGCAGCAGCAACAGCGCCAGUCACACUCACUCAAGCCACAUUGAGCAGGGGGUCCGAGAGUGGCCGAGCCUCUGUCUGACUGCGCCCUGCCCCACCCCUGGGAGCUCACUGCCACCAUGGAUGUCUUUAAGAAAGGUUUCUCCAUUGCCAAGGAGGGCGUGGUGGGGGCUGUGGAGAAGACCAAACAGGGGGUCACUGAGGCAGCCGAGAAGACCAAGGAGGGGGUGAUGUAUGUGGGGACUAAGACCAAAGAGGGUGUGGUACAGAGUGUGACCUCAGUUGCGGAAAAGACCAAGGAACAGGCCAACAUGGUAAGUGAUGCCAUGGUGGCCAGCGUGAAUACUGUGGCCAACAAGACGGUGGAAGAGGCUGAAAACAUCGUGGUGACCACCGGCAUUGUUCGGAAGGAGGACUUGGUGCACCCAGCUCAACCUGUGGCCCCAGAAGACCAGUCGGCAGAGGCUGCAGAAGUUACUGAGGAGGUUGAGGGCAGUGGAAACUAGCCUGCGAAUCUUCCCAGAGCCAGGCCAAGGAUUGUGGAGCCACUAGCUGACAUUAACCCCCUCAGCACCUGCCUCUCCUAGUGCAAACAUCUUCUUGGACCCAGCUCCCUCCCUUCUCCCCUGUCCCUACCUGGGUGAACACGUUGUGCUACACAUGAAUAGCAGGUUCUGGAAAUUACAUGUCAAGUAGCCAUGGGUUGGGUAUCUUCCCUUUACUCCUACCUGUGGCUUAAGUGUCUCCCACCCUACUCCAUCUGUGCAUCCAUCUGAGUGUCCCUAUUGCUGCUCCCUCCCUCCCUCUUGUUUCCCUCUGUUCAAUUGGACUCCAUAGAUGCUGGGUGUGCUCUAUUUAUUUACUUAUUUAUUUACAAUGAUACCAAAUAAAACUGUGUUUGAACUAUG
Molecule: messenger RNA, 1428 nt
Organism: Dromiciops gliroides (monito del monte)
Lineage: Eukaryota; Metazoa; Chordata; Mammalia; Microbiotheria; Microbiotheriidae
Gene: SNCG
Product: synuclein gamma
Exons: 5
Coding region: 640-1026 (128 amino acids)
Biological process (GO): chemical synaptic transmission; synaptic vesicle endocytosis; synapse organization
Cellular component (GO): axon terminus; neuronal cell body; cytoplasm
Molecular function (GO): cuprous ion binding
Source: RefSeq, a predicted model, not a curated record